Messenger RNA from Closterium sp. Naga37s-1, 1101 nucleotides. Lineage: Eukaryota; Viridiplantae; Streptophyta; Zygnematophyceae; Desmidiales; Closteriaceae. The record is from the annotation of a GenBank genome assembly.
AUGAGCUGCCUAAGGAAAGUACAAAAUCAGCCCCUCUGUUGGUUUCGGCAAUCAUCGUUUUCCUUUGUAUACUAUUCCCCACUGCAGAUUCCCCUUUGCAGAUUCCCCACUGCAGAUUCCCCACUGCCUGAUUCCCCACUGCCUGAUCCCCCAUUGCCUGAUUCCCCACUGCCUGAUUCCCCACUGCCUGAUUCCCCACUGCCUGAUUCCCCACUGCCUGAUUCCCCACUGCCUGAUUCCCCACUGCCUGAUUCCCCACUGCCUGAUUCCCCACUGCCUGAUUCCCCACUGCCUGAUUCCCCACUGCCUGAUUCCCCACUGCCUGAUUCCCCACUGACUGAUUCCCCACUGCCUUAUUCCCCACUGCCUGAUUCCCCACUGCCUGAUUCCCCACUGCCUGAUUCCCCACUGCCUGAUUCCCCACUGCCUGAUUCCCCACUGCCUUAUUCCCCACUGCUUGAUUCCCCACUGCCUGAUUCCCCACUGCCUUAUUCCCCACUGCCUGAUUCCCCACUGCCUGAUUCCCCACUGCCUGAUUCCCCACUGCCUGAUUCCCUACUGCCAGAUUCCCUACUGCCCACACCCUCGCAGCCGUGCUGCCUGCCGUCGCCCAUCCCUGGCCCUUCCACCAACCUCGCCCAUCCCCUUUGCAUGCCCCACCCAUACCUCGGCACUAACUUGGCUCCGGCUGCUCGGUAUGCCAUGUGCGAAUCUGAUUUCGCGUACCAACGGAUCCAUGACUCAUCCCCAUUUGCCCCAUGCCUUGUCCACACCCUCCUCCCCAAUUUCCUCCUCGCUCUCCGCGUGGAGGAUCUCGACGUGGAGAUCGCGGAGGCGCGGAUGGACAGCAGCCCUUCUCGUGCACGUCUCCGCCCUCUUGUCACGCACUCGCACCUCCCACCUCUCUUUGCGUAUCCGUUCCCCACCCGCUCUCUCCGCGUGCCGCGUGUCCCGUCGGUUGCGCGUGCUGCUCCCCCUGUCCGCCUCUGCUUGACGCCGCGGGCAGUGCGGGUUUGCAAAGGAGCACAGCGGCCGCGGCCACAGUCUCAACCUACCAGCCCCCAUUCCUCUCUGCUGGCAGGUUCUACCGACUUUCAAUGA